AUGACUCAGGAAAAGGAUGAUAUUAUUACUUACGACUACAUUGUAAUUGGUGGCGGUACGAGCGGUGCGGUUGCAGCUCGACGUUUGGCAGAAGGAGAUACAAACUCUAGUGUAUGCCUUCUCGAAGCUGGUCCAAGUCAUGAAGAAGUCAUUCAUGGUCGUAUACCUGGUAAUUGGCUUUUGGGUAAAGAGAAGUCACACGACUGGAACUAUGAUACUGUUGCUCAGAAAGGUUGCAAUAAUCGUAUUAUAAGCGCACCACGUGCUCGUUUUCUUGGUGGAUGCAGUGCAAUCAAUGGUACAUUGCUUAUUCGGGGCACCAAAGCAGACUAUGAUCGUAUCGCAGCCAUGGGGAACCCAGGAUGGAGUUGGGAAGACAUGUUGCCCUAUUUCAAAGCAUCUGAGACGUUCCAUCCAGCUGAAUGGCACCAGUCAGACUUGACUGUUCAUGGUACUAGUGGACCACUGCAUACCGAGCCGUAUCCUCAUGCACCUAUCUCUGAAAAAGUUAUUGAAUCAUUUAUUGACAGUGGCUUUGAGUAUAAACCCGAUAUGUUUGUACGGGGUGACUAUGAAGGUGUUGGACAUGCUGUACGCACAGCUUACAAAGGUAUUCGAAGUACAAGUGCGGACUUUAUUCUUCAUUACGAGAAAACAAACCUUACAGUGCGAACAGGUAUCUAUGUCGACCGAAUCAUUCUGGAAAAAAACAAUGUAAACAACAAAGAAAAACGUGACUACAAAGCAGUCGGUGUAGAAGCACAUUAUGAUGCAACUGGACAAUCGAUAAUCAUCAAAGCAAGAAAGGAAAUUAUUCUAAGUGCUGGUGCUUAUAAUUCUCCAAUGGUUUUAAUGUAUUCUGGUAUUGGCCCAGCAGAACAUCUAAUUGAAAUGGGUAUCAGUUAUGAGCUGCCACACAAUCCCGUAGAAGGCGAAGGAGGUAUUGGACUAUAUGUUCUUCUAUGUGGGCCACAAGCAAGAGGUACUGUACGACUCUCGUCCAAGGACCCAACAUGCAAACCCAUCAUCGAUCAUGCCUAUCUUGAAAAUGAUCUCGAUGUAGCUGUACUUGCUGAAGGUUGUCGAAUCGGACACGAAGUGUUAAUGAAAGGCCGAGGAACAAAAAAUAUCGUUGUUGGUCCAUGGCCGAAAACCAUAUCCCAUCCAAAGGAUCUGGCUGAUUGGAAAAAGCAUGUACGAGCUGUUGCUAGCACCUGUUUUCAUCCAUGUGGUACAUGUAAAAUGGCACCUGACACUGACCCUAUGGGAGUGGUCGACAAUCAACUUCGUGUACGAAACGUUGAGAGUUUACGAGUGGCAGAUGUAUCCAUUCUACCUUUAAUAAACAAUGGACAUACACAAGCACCUGCAUAUGCCAUUGGCGAAAAACUCGCACAUAUGGUUUUGCAAGACGCUACUGUUGCAUGCUAG
Messenger RNA from Rotaria sp. Silwood1, 1431 nucleotides. NCBI's taxonomy places the organism in Eukaryota, Metazoa, Rotifera, Eurotatoria, Philodinida, Philodinidae. The record is from the annotation of a GenBank genome assembly.